This is a messenger RNA of Kogia breviceps (pygmy sperm whale), 2478 nucleotides long. Lineage: Eukaryota; Metazoa; Chordata; Mammalia; Artiodactyla; Physeteridae. The record is from RefSeq and is a predicted model, not a curated record.
AUGGGUUUGAAACACCCUCAAGUUGAGAUGGACCAGGGAGGCAGGGAUCCCGGCGUCUGCUGCUCUCGCUUCUGCUCCUCGCAGCCUGGGAUGCCGGGAGCGGCCAGGUAUUAUUCGGUCCCGGAGGAGGCCAAACACGGCACCAUCGUGGGCCGCAUCGCCCAGGACCUGGGGCUGGAGCUGGCGGAGCUGGUGCCGCGCCUGUUCCGGGUGGCGUCCAAAGGCCGCGGGGACCUUCUGGAGGUAAAUCUGCAGAAUGGCAUUUUGUUUGUGAAUUCGCGGAUCGACCGGGAGGAGCUGUGCGGGCGGAGCGCCGAGUGCAGCAUCCACCUGGAGGUGAUCGUGGACCGGCCGCUGCAGGUGUUCCAUGUGGAGGUGGAGGUGAAGGACAUUAACGACAACCCGCCUGUGUUCCCAGUGACACACAAAAAUCUCUUUAUUUCCGAAACUAGGCCUCUUGACUCUCAUUUUUCACUAGAGGGCGCCUCCGAUGCAGAUAUCGGGGCCAACGCUCUGCUGACCUACAGACUGAGCCCCAAUGAGUAUUUCUCUCUGGACGUAAGAACCAACGACGAGCAGGUAACACCGCUCCAACUAGUACUAAAAAAACCUUUAGACAGGGAAGUCGCUUCAGAGCUUCUCUUGGUGCUCAAAGCAACGGAUGGGGGCAAACCUGAGCUGACAGGCACUGUAGAGUUAAACAUCACAGUGCUGGAUGUAAAUGACAACGCCCCGGUGUUUGACAAAGCAGUUUAUCGUAUAAAAUUACUGGAAAAUGCAAGAAACGGUACACUGGUUAUUAGACUUAACGCCUCGGAUUUGGACGAGGGUUCAAACGGCCACAUUGUUUAUUCCUUUGCAACUGAUGUCUCCUCUAAUACAGAAGCCUCUUUUCGCAUAGAUUCAAACAGUGGAGAAAUAAACGUGAAUGGAAAAAUAGAUUUUGAAGAAAUUAAAUUAUGGAAACUUCAAAUAGAAGCAGUUGACAAAGGAAACCCCCCAAUGUUUGGUCACUGCACAAUCUUGAUAGAAGUCUUGGACAUCAACGAUAAUGCCCCAGAGUUGCUAGUGACGUCACUGUUGCUUUCUAUUCCAGAGGAUGCUCCACUGGGGACUGUCAUCGCUCUAAUCAGUGUAACAGACCAUGACGCCGGUGGCAAUGCGCAGGUGACCUGCUCACUAACACCCCAAGUCCCCUUCAAACUGGUGUCCACCUUCAAGAAUUACUAUUCGCUGGUGCUGGACAGUGCCCUGGACCGAGAGAAAGUGUCGGAAUAUGCUCUAGUACUGAUCGCGAGGGACGGGGGCUCGCCUUCUCUGUCGACCAUGGCCAGCGUGUCCGUGGACGUGGCUGAUGUGAAUGACAACGCGCCCGCGUUCGCACAGCCCGAGUACACGGUGUUGGUGAAGGAGAACAACCAGCCCGGCUGCCACAUCUUCACGGUGUCGGCGCGGGACGCGGAUGCUCAGGAGAACGCGCUGGUGUCCUACUCGCUGGUGGAGCGGCGGGUGGGCGAGCGAGCGCUGUCGAGCUACGUGUCGGUGCACGCGGAGAGCGGCAAGGUGUACGCGCUGCAGCCGCUGGACCACGAGGAGCUGGAGCUGCUGCAGUUCCAGGUGAGCGCGCGCGACGCGGGCGUGCCGCCUCUGGGCAGCAACGUGACGCUGCAGGUGUUCGUGCUGGAUGAGAACGACAACGCGCCCGCGCUGCUGCUGCCCGGGCCGGGUGGCAGCGGGGCGGGCGCGCUGAGCCAGCUGGUGGCGCGGUCGGUGGGCGCGGGCCACGUGGUGGCGAAGGUGCGCGCGGUGGAUGCGGACUCGGGCUACAACGCGUGGCUGUCGUACGAGCUGCAGCCGGCGGCGGGUGGCGCGCGCAGCCCGUUCCGCGUGGGGCUGUACACGGGCGAGAUCAGCACGACGCGCGCCCUGGACGAGGCGGACGCGCCGCGCCAGCGCCUGCUGGUGCUAGUGAAGGACCACGGCGAGCCGGCUCUGACGGCCACGGCCACCGUGCUGCUGUCUCUGGAGGACAGCGGCCAGGCGCCCAAGGCCUCUUCGCGGGCGUCGACGGGCGCCGCUGGCGCGGAGGCCGCUCUGGUGGAUGUGAACGUGUACCUGAUCAUCGCCAUCUGCGCGGUGUCCAGCCUGUUGGUGCUCACGCUGCUGCUGUACACGGCGCUGCGGUGCUCGGCGCCGCCCAGCGAGGGCGCGUGCGGGCCCGGGAAGCCCACGCUGGUGUGCUCCAGCGCGGUGGGGAGCUGGUCUUACUCGCAGCAGAGGCGGCAGAGGGUGUGCUCUGGGGAGGGGCCGCCCAAGACAGACCUCAUGGCCUUCAGCCCUAGUGUCCCUCCAGGUUCAAGUUCUGGAGAUACUGGAGACCAACGGGAGUUUUGCGAGAAUGCACAAGGUGUCGCUCUUUACUUGGAGGAAAUAGUUCAUUCAAGGGUUGGUCUGAGCAGCCAGGAACUCCGCAUUUAA